Cantharellus anzutake is the source of this 1839-nucleotide messenger RNA. RefSeq names its product general substrate transporter. The record is from RefSeq and is a predicted model, not a curated record. Gene Ontology annotation, biological process: carbohydrate transport; transmembrane transport. NCBI's taxonomy places the organism in Eukaryota, Fungi, Basidiomycota, Agaricomycetes, Cantharellales, Hydnaceae. Gene Ontology annotation, molecular function: carbohydrate:proton symporter activity. Bases 90 to 1757 code for a protein of 555 amino acids. Gene Ontology annotation, cellular component: membrane. The transcript has 12 exons.
AGGUCAGGGAUCCAGGCCCCAUUCCAAAUCGUUUCCCUGGCCGCCCACUUGUUUAAAAUGGGUGUCUCUUCAAGUUUUGGACCCCUGCAAUGGGUCCAAGCGUCGGCACAUCAAUGAGGCACGCAACGACAAACUUUGACCACUUACUCUACACGGGAAAGUGGUACUGUAACACAGGCUUGCUGACGUUGAACAUUCUUCUCUGCCUUCCUCUCAUCUCCUCAUAUUCCAAUGGAUUUGACGGAAGCAUGAUGAAUGGGUUGCAAAGUGUCACUUGGUGGCAAGAGUUUUUCCAUCAUCCUCGUGGUGGAACUUUGGGUCUGUUCAACGCUAUUCAAAACAUAGGUUCUAUUUGCGGCGUUCCCUUUGCACCAUAUGUCGCGGAUACCUUUGGGAGGAAGUCUGCUAUGCUAUUAGGUGCACUUAUUAUUGCUGGUGGGGCUGCAUUGCAGACAGCCUCUCAGAAUUUUGGCAUGUUCAUUGGUGCCCGCGCCAUGAUUGGCUUCGGGGCAUCUUUCUUAAUGGUAGCCUCCCCUCUUCUCAUUUCCGAGCUGGCCUAUCCUUCACACCGGCCCUCAGUUUCCGCGCUGUUCAAUACCAUGUGGUUUAGUGGCUCUAUCGUUGCGGCCUGGGGGACUUUCGGAACCUUCCGAAUCGAUAAUAACUGGUCAUGGCGUAUUCCAUCCGCUCUUCAAGCCAUUCCCUCUGUUAUUCAGCUGCUUCUUCUAUGGCUUAUUCCCGAGUCGCCUCGUUACUUGAUCCGCCAAGGCCGGGAUGAGAAGGCUCUCAAUAUCCUCGCUAAAUACCACGCUAAUGGAAACCGCAAUGAUCCUCUCAUCGAAUAUGAAUACAACGAAAUUAAAGAGGCCAUUUCCAUAGACGAAGCGAACGCUAAAAGUUCCAGCCUCCUGGAGCUCUUUAGCGGCACAGGUAAUCUGCGUCGCAUGAGAAUCAUCAUUGCUAUUUCCUUCUUCUCCCAGUGGUCUGGAAAUGGUCUCAUUUCAUACUAUUUCAACCUCAUUCUAAAUGGUAUUGGUAUCACCUCCGCCUUUGAUCAAACUCUCAUCAACGGCAUCCUGCAAAUCUUCAAUCUUGCCACUGCAAUCACUGCUUCCGUCCUUACGGAGCGUGUCGGUCGCCGUGUUUUAUUUAUUGCCUCAACAGCUGGCAUGACGGUGUCCUACAUGGCAAUUACAAUUUGUAGUGCCGUCUAUCGUCACUCUGUCCACAUCAACCCUGAUGGGACUACUUCCACGGAUCCUGCGACCGGGAAAGCCGAGAAGGGCAAUGAAAACGCUGCCCAUACCUACAUUGCGGUGGUAUUCUUCUUCAGCUUCUUCUACGCCAUUGCAUAUACACCGCUCCUAGUCUCAUAUACCGUUGAAAUUCUACCUUACAAAAUUCGUGCGAAGGGGCUGGCUGUAAUGGGCUUGUCUGUCACUGCCUCUAUUGUAUUCAAUCAGUACGUCAAUCCAAUCGCCUUCGACGCCCUCAACUGGAAAUAUUAUGUCGUCUAUACCAUUUGGGACGCCGCCGAGACGGUAUUUAUCUGGUUCUAUGCCGUCGAGACCAAGGGACGUUCGCUUGAGGAGACCGCUUUGCUCUUUGACGAUCCCAGUGCCGCUGAUGCUCUCGCCCAGCGAGCUCACGCAAAUGUUCGACAGCUGCCUAAUGAGGGGGACGAGAAAGGCGACCUAAGCUCUGAGACGACCAAUGAGAACAACUCAAUCCGCGAGAGCAGGAGACAAGUGGUUUAAACGUGCCAAUCUGCACUCCGCCCCACUACAACUCAGCGCUUCUUGUCAAGAACAUCGCUUGAACUGGCAGCAAAAUAAUCCA